AUGACUGACGACUUGAUGGAAGACGUGUCAAUGUCCCCAGUAUCAUCUCCCAUGGAGGUUGAAGAUGAUACUACUACUACUACAAGGAUGCCUCCCUUACGAAGGUCAACACGCGUGCGACGGCAAUUUACAGAACGACUUUCAGAAGCAAUGGAGAACAGCACAAACUACAAUGAGGAGAGUGAAGAAGACGAGUCAAUGAGUUUGGAUUCACCAGCGACCAUGAACCGCUAUACGACACGGCUAAAGUCACCUGAAAGCGAUACGGAUACGCAGCAGUCAACCUUCAGGCAGCAAGUGCGUAAAAGACGUAGUUUGACACAAAGAUUGGCUGAAGCAAAGGGAGCUGCUUCUUCAUUACAAAAGGAGGAUGAUCAAGAAUGGUGCGAACCAUCAUCAUCAUCAAGUGCACCUCCAAGGAGACGACGUAAGAUGCGACAUAUGAGUGAGGAAUCAGAGGAGAAUACACGACCAGGCAGCAUUGGAUUGGAGUGUAACAAUGGGAAAACAAACAAGGUUGGUCGUCGACGUCGCUUGAGACCACAGAGCGCUAUUCUUCCUCCUACAACUGGAUCCACAGGUGCAACUUGGGUCGAACGUACCGUCAACAAGAGUGAUGAUCAAGAUGAUGAGGAUAUGAGUGGCACCUAUGGGUUACAUAAACAAUCGCCAACUUCCAAAGUGGUUAGCAUUGAACCCAUCAUCAUUGGUACCACCACCGCCACCACAUCCUCCUCUUCCGCCAAAAAUAGUCAACAACAGCAGCAACAACAGCACCACAACAGCAACAGCAAUCAUCAUCCACACUCUAUAGCAACAGUAACCAGCACCACAGGUGAAGGAGAAGGGUUACCAAGGCGACGUCGUCCUCGACCUGAUUCUUUGGCAGAAAAGUUGGAUCGAUUCGCGCAACAACCUGCCGUUGAUCUAGUGGAUCUUAGUCAACACUUGUACAUUCCAAGUAUCGUUUCACCACAAGAACAGCGACAAUCAUCGCCUUUAUCAUCCACAUAUCAAGAACCUAUCGUCAUUGAUGAUCCAACACCACCUUCAUCACCCAUUGCAACUACUACUACAACUACUACCACCACAACAACAACUAUGAACUCCUCUCCUCAAGCUGCUGCAAAUGCUUUAUUGGAUCAUCCUUCAAGCUCUGAGAAUACCAAUACUACUACUACUACUACUACUACUACUACUUCUGAUGCUACUUUGGAAGAAACGACGACAGCAGCCGAUCUUCAUCAUUCAUCAUCCGAUACCAAUACGACUCUCGAGAAUGGUACUAUAUCACCACUACAAGAUACUACGAUUCAGCCUUUAAAUGAUCAUCAGCAGACAAUGGAUCCGGGGGAGGAAAGUAGCCAUGAUACCGUCAGCACACCGGCCAAUAGUCAAUCGCCGGAUCAUCACCAUCAUCAACAUCAUACCAGCAUGGAUAUCAGCAGUGACCAACAACAAGAAAACCAAUUACAGGAUCAGAAGCCACCAUCCACUUAUCUUGGUCGUGUAUUUGGUACAGUCUCGCGGUUAUUUUGGGGUUCCUGA
This is a messenger RNA of Lichtheimia ornata, 1548 nucleotides long. RefSeq lists its product as uncharacterized. The record is from RefSeq and is a predicted model, not a curated record. Bases 1 to 1548 code for a protein of 515 amino acids. Lineage: Eukaryota; Fungi; Mucoromycota; Mucoromycetes; Mucorales; Lichtheimiaceae. The transcript has 2 exons.